AUGGAAAUUCAAAGUAAUAAACAUCUUCAUACGAGACAAAUUAUUGGUAUUUUUCCUGUAUUGGAAUUAAACGUUGAUGAUGUAGAUGUUCCUUUAAAAAAUCCAAGUAUAUCUUACUUUGAUAUCUUUUUUCUUGUAUCUUCAAUCCUUAUGCACAUUUUGGAUAUGGCAAUUGAUAUUAAUCUUGCCAUAAGAUACUUAUUAGCAAACAAAAUAACAUAUUUCAUAUGGACAACAAUUUUUAUUUUUCUACCUUCUUUUAUAAAUGUCAUAAUUAGUAAAAGAAUGCAAUAUCAAGAUAACAAGAGAAAUGCAACAUCAAAUCAACCUGAGUCAAAAUGCAACCACACAAUGUUAACAAACAAAUUAUGUUGCAUUGUAGUUGUUGCAUUUCAAUUAGCACCAGUAUUACGCUAUUACCAAACUUUAAAGUAUGCCCUUAAGGCUUAUAAAUACAAACAGCAGAGUGACCGUAAUUCUCAAAGGCGAUAUUAUCUUAAAAUGUUAAAGGAAGAUCAGGAUGUUGCAUUAUUAAGAGUAUUUGAAUGUUUUCUUGAAGCUGCUCCUCAGCAAAUUUUACAAUUAACUAUAUUACUCAAGCAUUAUCAUAGCAAUAUCAAUUUUGAAUUUAUUCAUCAAGUAGCUAGUAUUCUCAGCUCACUUGGAAGUAUGGGUUGGGCAAUGGCUAGUUACCAUCGUAGCAUUAGGUUUGCUCAACAAGAUAAACUGAAUAUUGGUAUUACAGGAACAGUUCUGCAAUUUUUAUGGCAUUUCUGUACAACAGUUUCAAGGAUAUUAUCUCUAAGUGUUAUUGCAAGUAUAUGGCCAUUAUAUACAGCCAUUGGUUGUAUUUUUCAUUGGAUAAGUAUGACUAUUUGGAUUAUUAUUGAUUCUCAUGGUAUAUUGGAAUUUUGUAGAGAUUAUAAUCAUGCUCCACAUUGUUCUCCAAAAAUCAAAGAACGCAUUUAUUCUGUAUUAUUUUCUAUGAUAAUUGGUGUAGUACAUGUGUUUAUAUAUCUGAAUGCAGUAAAUGGUAGUACAUUUCUUAAGCAUGUGCUCUUUUAUGUAGUUUGUUUUCUUGAAAAUAUAACAGCAACUGUAUUUUGGAUAUAUACUUCAUCAAAUGAAGUUAAAAAUUCUUGGUACUAUAAUAUACUUAUUAUUCUUUGUAUUAUACCUUUUUUAUUGGGUAUAACAGCAAUGAUUGUUUAUUAUAGUGUUUUUCAUCCUUCCUUAAAGCAUCAAAAUUGUACAGAUACAUAA
Molecule: messenger RNA, 1263 nt
Organism: Habropoda laboriosa
Lineage: Eukaryota; Metazoa; Arthropoda; Insecta; Hymenoptera; Apidae
Product: XK-related protein 6-like
Exons: 4
Coding region: 1-1263 (420 amino acids)
Biological process (GO): engulfment of apoptotic cell; apoptotic process involved in development; phosphatidylserine exposure on apoptotic cell surface
Cellular component (GO): plasma membrane
Source: RefSeq, a predicted model, not a curated record